This is a messenger RNA of Suillus bovinus, 1485 nucleotides long. RefSeq lists its product as uncharacterized. The coding region runs from base 105 to 1205 and encodes 366 amino acids. The transcript is spliced from 8 exons. Gene Ontology annotation, molecular function: oxidoreductase activity. NCBI's taxonomy places the organism in Eukaryota, Fungi, Basidiomycota, Agaricomycetes, Boletales, Suillaceae. The record is from RefSeq and is a predicted model, not a curated record.
CGCAAUGUAGCAUUCAUCAUACUUAUUCUGAAUCUCGUACCAGCGUGGUGGCGGUCUUUGCGGUCUUCAAGUUGUCUGCAUUAUACUCUCCCUUCACCAUUAAUAUGAUGGCUGGCAGAAUUCCUGAGUCGACACGAGCACUGGUCAUUAAGAAGUGCUCCGUGGAAGCAAAGCCUGUCUAUCAUGAUGCUGUCCUGGUGACACGGCCACUGCAACAACUAAAAGAAGGGGAAGUCCUCGUAAAAAUGGGAGCUGUGUCGUUUAAUCACCGAGACCUUUGGAUACGCCUUGGUCAAUACCCAGGAAUCAAUUUCGGAAGUGCCUUUGGUGCUGAUGGAGCAGGCACAGUAGUUGCAUCGGCAGACUUAAACGAUGCACUCCUAAACAAACGUGUCUUCCUGACACCCAUGCGAGGCUGGGAGAGCAAGCCAGAUGCGCCGGAAAAGGAAAGCGGUUUCGGAAUUCUUGGAGGUGGACGAAACCCUCCGCUAGGGACGUUUGCCGAAUACGUUGUAGUGGAGAGAAAUCAGGUUAUUCGCUCUCCAGAUCAUCUUGAUGACAUACAAGUAUCCGCUUGGCCCCUUGGUGGCCUGACUGCUUGGCGGGCUGCAAUUGUUAAUGCUGAAGCAUCGAAAGACCAAAAUAUUCUUAUCACUGGAAUCGGCGGAGGAGUUGCACUUCUUGCCAUGCAACUUUGUCUAGCCAAAGGCGCUAAUGUCUAUGUUACGAGUGGUAGCGAGGAAAAAAUCAGGAAAGCAAUUGCCCUUGGAGCCAAGGGCGGAGUGAGCUACAAAUCAAAGGAUUGGCCAUCGCAUCUUGUUGCCCUUCUGACCAAAAACAGCGGAAAAUCGGCUAAGAUUGAUGCGGUUAUUGACUCUGGCGGUGGAGACAUCAUGACGCGAGUGAACAGUAUGUUAAAACAGGGCGGCAAAGUUGUAGUCUAUGGGAUGACUGCAAAUCCCCAAAUCAAGUUUACCAUGCGAGAAGUACUCAAGAAUCAGCGACUUAUCGGUUCGACAAUGGGCUCCCUCAAGGAUCUCACAGACGCAACAAGGUUUGUGUCAGAGCAUCGCAUUGUCCCAGUGGUGUCCCAUGUCCUCGAAGGGCUCGAGGCUGCAGAAGAAGGCUUCGAGCUCAUGAAGCGUGGGGAUCAGUUUGGAAAAAUUGUCAUUCGGAUUAACGACAAGGUCAAUGCCAAAUUAUGACGAUGUUUGCCGGAUCUGUCGACAGUCAAGUUCGCAUCGAUGUGCCCUGUUCUGGCAAAUCCACAUCUCGAUAUCGUUGCUAUAACUGUGUAGUCUUUCAGCUGUGUGGAGUUCAACAUCAAAGUCAAAUGGUUUACUUUUAAAUGUACUUCUAUGUAUCUGAACUGGCAUUGUCUGUUCUUACAUUCUGUACACGCGCACGUGACUGCUGCAUCGCUUACUUAAUCUAAUUGUUAGCCAAUUAUAUAUCGUUUAUCAAUUGUGGAUCGACGAUCUGUCG